Molecule: messenger RNA, 1083 nt
Organism: Pectinophora gossypiella (pink bollworm)
Lineage: Eukaryota; Metazoa; Arthropoda; Insecta; Lepidoptera; Gelechiidae
Product: cuticle protein-like
Exons: 6
Coding region: 1-1071 (356 amino acids)
Cellular component (GO): extracellular matrix
Source: RefSeq, a predicted model, not a curated record
AUGUUCACCAAAAUCGUCACCCUCAGCGCCAUCUUGGCGGUGUCCGCUGCUGGACUCCUGCCGCAGCCGCACUACUCUUCCGCUGCCGCCGUCUCCUCCCAGAGCAUCGUGCGUCACGAUGAGGGCCACGCUACCAAGCUGAUCGCUGCCGCCCCUGUUGCCAAGCUGGCGUACCAAGCCGCCCCCGUCGCCUACCACGCUGCCCCUGCCGUCUCUUACCACGCUGCCCCUGCCGUCUCUUACCACGCCGCCCCCGCUGCCGUGACCUACCACGCCGCCCCCGUCGCUAAAGUCGCCGUCGCCGCCCCCGUCGCCUACCACGCCCCUGCCCCCGUCGCCUACCACGCCGCUCCCGUCGCUAAGGUCCUCGCUCAACCCGAGGAGUACUCCCACCCCAAAUACGAGUACUCUUACUCAGUUGCUGACGGACACACCGGCGACAACAAGUCGCAGCAGGAGUCCCGCGACGGUGACGCCGUGCACGGCCAGUACUCGCUGUUGGAGGCCGACGGUUCCGUGCGCACCGUGCAGUACUCCGCCGACGACCACAACGGCUUCAACGCGGUCGUGAGCCACUCCGCGCCCGCGCACGCGCACGCCGCCCCCGCUCUCCCCAUCCCUGUUGUCCACCACGCUAUCCCCGUUGUCCACCACGCCAUCCCCAUAGUCCAUCAUUCCGCCCCUAUUGUCCAAUCUGCUCCCCACCACCACGCCAUCCCCGUCGUUCACCACGCCGUUCCUAUUGUCCACCACGCCAUCCCCAUCAUCCACCACGCCGCCCCCAUCGUUCAUUCUGCUCCCGUACAUCAUGAGGAACACCAUGAGGAGCACCAUUCUCACCCCAAAUAUGAGUUCGCGUACUCUGUGGAGGACAAGCACACCGGCGACAUCAAGUCGCAGCACGAGUCGCGCGACGGACACCUCGUGAAGGGCGAGUACAGCCUGCACCAGCCCGACGGCUCCGUGCGCACUGUCAAGUAUACCGCUGACAAGCACUCCGGCUUCAACGCGGACGUGCACUACUCCGGACACUCCCAGCACAUCGAGCCUCAGCAUCAUCAUCAUCAUUAAGUCCAUACUCAG